AUGGCAGGAGCAUUAGGUCCUCAUGGUUUCCCUCAACCAGGAAGAGGUUACAUCUUUAUGAGGAUGUUAUAUCGUGGAAAAAAAGACGGGGCUGUACUUUUGGGUUUAAGACAUCCUUGGGAACAUCAUGGUCAUGGUCACCAUGAAAAUGGGCACGCCAGCAGUAAUCAUGGCUGA
This is a messenger RNA of Scutellospora calospora, 177 nucleotides long. Lineage: Eukaryota; Fungi; Glomeromycota; Glomeromycetes; Diversisporales; Gigasporaceae. The record is from the annotation of a GenBank genome assembly.